Molecule: messenger RNA, 3749 nt
Organism: Sus scrofa (pig)
Lineage: Eukaryota; Metazoa; Chordata; Mammalia; Artiodactyla; Suidae
Gene: BUB1B
Product: BUB1 mitotic checkpoint serine/threonine kinase B
Biological process (GO): meiotic sister chromatid cohesion, centromeric; mitotic spindle assembly checkpoint signaling; protein phosphorylation
Cellular component (GO): nucleus
Molecular function (GO): protein kinase activity; ATP binding
Source: RefSeq, a predicted model, not a curated record
CGCGAGCGCAGAGGAGCGGAGGGGCGUGGCACGUCGUCUGCGCGGGACCGUUAAAUUUGAAAGUUGGCGGCUGGGCGUGAGGGCUUGAGGUAGCUGGUUUGUGAGGGGGUCUGGUGUGUGGUUUCGUCUGGGGGCACUCCGGUCGCUUAAGUACCUCAAAGGGCAGGUUGCAGAAGGAGGCCCAGGAGGUCUGUGCCUCAGAGGAAAGGCCCACGGCAGUUCGAGGUCCUGAGCCGGGAAUGCAGGAUGGCGGCGAUGCAGAAGGGAAGCGGUGUUCCGAGUGAAGUCACAUCCUUGGAGGGAGAUGAAUGGGAGCUGAGUAAAGAAAAUGUCCAACCUUUAAGGCAGGGGCGGAUCAUGUCUACACUUCAGGGAGCACUGGCACAGCAAGAAUCUACCUGUAACACCACUCUUCAGCAGCAGAAACGGGCAUUUGAAUCAGAAAUUCGAUUUUAUGCUGGAAAUGACCCUCUGGAUGUUUGGGAUAGGUAUAUUAAUUGGACAGAGCAGAACUAUCCCCAGGGCGGGAAGGAGAGUAAUAUGUCAACUUUAUUGGAAAGAGCUAUAGAAGCAUUACAGGGGGAAAAACGGUAUUACAAUGAUCCUCGAUUUCUUAGUCUCUGGCUUAAGCUGGGACAUUUAUGCAACGAACCUUUGGAUAUGUACAGUUAUUUACAUAACCAAGGAAUUGGCAUUUCACUUGCUCAGUUCUAUAUCUCAUGGGCUGAAGAAUAUGAAGCUCGAGAAAACUUUAAGAAAGCAGAUAUGAUAUUUCAGGAAGGAAUUCAACAGAAAGCUGAACCAAUGGAAAGACUGCAGUCCCAGCACCGACAUUUCCAAGCUCGUGUGUCUCGGCAAACACUAUUGGCACUUGAAAAAGAGGAGGACGAAGCUUUUGGAUCUUCUGUACCUCAACGAAGCACAUUGGCCGAACUAAAAAGCAAAGGGAAAAAGACAGCAAGAGUUCCAAUCAGCCGUGUAGGAGGUGCUCUCAAGGCUCCAAACCAGAACAGAGGACUCCAAAAUCCAGUUCCUCAACAGAUGCAAAGUAAUUCUAGAAUUACUAUUUUUGAUGAAAAUGCUGAGGAGGCUUCUAGAGCAGAGGCAUCUAAGCCUACAGUCCAGCCAUGGAUCGCACCUCCUAUACCCAGAGCCAAAGAGAAUGAGCUGCAAGCUGGCCCUUGGAACACAGGCAGGCCUUUGGAGUAUAGGCCUCGGGGCAAUACAGCUUCUAUGACAGCUGUACCCUCUAUGCUUCCCAGUUUUACUCCAUAUGUGGAAGAGACUGCACAACAACCAGUUAUGACACCAUGUAAAAUUGAACCCAGUAUAAACCACAUUCUAAGCACAAGAAAGCCUGGAAAGGAAGAAGCAGAUCUCCUGCAAAGAGUUCAAAACCAUCAGCAAGAGUCCGAAGAGAAGAAGGAGAAGAUAAUGUAUUGUAAGGAGAAGAUUUAUGCAGGAGUGGGAGAGUUCUCUUUUGAAGAGAUCCGGGCUGAAGUGUUCAGGAAGAAAUUAAAAGAGCAAAGGGAAGCUGAGCUACUGACCAGUGCAAAGAAGAGAGCAGAAAUGCAGAAACAGAUUGAAGAGAUGGAGAAAAAGCUAAAAGAAAUCCAAACUACUCAGCAAGAAAGAGCAAGUGAUCAGCAAGAAGAGAAGAUGUCUACAAAGGAGACAGCUGAAUUGCGAAUUGCUUCAGAGUCUCAGGAAAUACCAGCACUGUCUCUAUCUAAUUCUGCUUACCCAGUAAAUGCUUGUGCCAGGGAAACUUCACUUGCAGAAAACAUUUGGCAAGAACAACCUUGUUCUCAAAGUUCCAGUGUACCUUUCUCCAUUUUUGAUGAAUUUCUUCUUUCAGAAAAAAAGACUAUCAGUCCUUCUGCAGAUCCACCACGAGUUUUAGCCCAACGAAGACCCCUUGCAAUUCUCAAAACUUUAGAAAGCAUCACCUCGAAUGAGGAUGUAUCUCCAGAUGUUUGUGAUGAAUUUACAGGAAUUGAGCCCUUGAGUGAGGAUGCUAUUAUCACAGGUUUCAGGAAUGUAACUAUUUGUCCUAACCCAGAAGACACUUGUGACUUCGCUAGAGCAGCUCAUUUCGCAUCCACUCCUUUUCAUGAGAUGAUAUGCUUGAAGGAUCUCCCUUCUGAUUCUAAGAGACAGUUGCAGGAAGAAGAUCUAGAUGUAAAGACCUCUGAGGACCAACAAACUGCUUGUGGCACUAUCUACAAUCCAACUCUCAGCAUCAAAAAGCUGAGCCCAAUUAUUGAAGACAGCCGUGAAGCAACACACUCCUCUGGGUUCUCUGGGUCUUCUGCCUCAGUUACAAGCACCUCCUCCAUCAAAUGUCUUCAAAUUCCUGAGAAACUGGAGCUCACUAAUGAGACUGCAGAUGGCCCUCCUCAGUCACCCUGGUGUUCACAGUAUCGCAGACAACUGCUAAAAUCCCUGCCAGAGCUGACUGCCUCUGCAGAAUUUUUUAUAGAAGAUCGACCAAUGCCUAAUUUGGAAAUAGAGAAGGAAAUUGAAUUGGAUAAUGAGGAUUACUGCAUUAUACAAGAAUACCUGACAUGUGAAGAUUACAAAUUAUUCUGGGUGACGCCAAGAAACUCUGCAGAGUUAACCAUAAUAAAGGUAUCGUCUCAACCUGUCCUAUGGGACUUUUAUAUCAACCUCAAGUUAAAGGAGCGUUUAAAUGAGGAGUGUGAUAAUUUGUGCAGCUGUUACCAAUACCAAGAUGGCUGUAUCAUUUGGCACCAAUAUAUAAACUGCUUCACCAUUCAGGAUCUUCUUCAACACAGUGAAUUUAUUACUCAUGAAAUGACAGUGUUGAUUAUUUAUAACCUUUUGACAAUAGUGGAGAAACUACACAAAGCAGAAAUAGUCCAUGGUGACUUGAGUCCAAGGAGUCUGAUUCUUAGAAACAGAAUCCAUGAUCCCUAUGAUUGCGAUAAAAACAAUCAAGCUUUGAAGAUAGUGGACUUCUCCUACAGCGUCGACCUUAGGGCACAGCUAGACGUUUUUAACCUCAGCGGCUUUCGGACUGUACAGAUCCUGGAAGGACAAAAGAUCCUGGCUAACUGUUCUUCUCCCUACCAGGUAGAUCUGUUUGGUAUAGCAGAUUUAGCACAUUUACUAUUGUUCAAGGAACACCUACAGGUCUUCUGGGAUGGGUCCCUCUGGAAACUUAGCCAAAAUAUUUCUGAGCUAAAAGAUGGUGAAUUGUGGAAUAAAUUCUUUGUGCGGAUUCUGAAUGCCAGUGAUGAGUCCACAGUGUCUGUUCUGAGGGAACUUGCAGCAGAAAUGAAUGGGGUGUUUGACACCACAUUCCAAAGUCACCUGAACAAAGCUUUAUGGAAGGUAGGGACGUUAAUCAGUCCUGGGGCUUUGCUUUUCCAGCAAGAUAGGCAGUCAAGUCUCUCACAGAUUCCUGCCUAAAACCAAUGGUUGUACUGUGUAACAGUGGACCCGUACAUGCUAUGAUUUAAUUUAGGUACACUACUAACACUUUUUUACUUUUUGGCAGAAGUAUAUUUCUAGGUUACUGGCAUUUUCUACUUAACACUGUACCUACUCUUGGCUUUGUUUAACAAAGAACUGUUUUAUACUAAAUGGACUCCGUAUUAAUGGGUACCUUAUUGCCAUUUAACAUAUUUGUCUCUAUUUUUCCCUGUACUUUUCCCAUUUGUAAUUUGUGACAUGUACCCUUAUGAUCACUGUAUUUUGUAAAUAAUAAAAUUGUAUUUGUUAAA